Helobdella robusta is the source of this 384-nucleotide messenger RNA. RefSeq lists its product as hypothetical. The record is from RefSeq and is a predicted model, not a curated record. NCBI's taxonomy places the organism in Eukaryota, Metazoa, Annelida, Clitellata, Rhynchobdellida, Glossiphoniidae. Bases 1 to 384 code for a protein of 127 amino acids. The transcript is spliced from 2 exons.
AUGGGCACCUCAUGUUGUAUGCAGGACAUGUGUAGAAGGACUAAGAAGUUGAAGCAGAGGUUUGAAAAAUUCUUUAAAUUUUGGAGUUUUAACAACAAGAAUAAAAAAGAUUUAUCACAUCCUAAUUUGUCUUCAGCAUUGAGACCAGUACCUCAUGGAGAUGACAGUCCUGUUCCGAUACCAAUUGACAUAGCAGAAGUUUUGCCAAAUGAUGAAUCAAGUUACGACGAUGUUGUUGAAACUGAUAAAGACAAUUUUUCGCUUAGCAAUUCAGAUUCUAGAGGAGCAUUUUCUCAGGCUAAAUUAAACGACCUUGUUCGAGAUUUGAAUUUAUCAAAAAUUUCAUCAGAGUUACUGGGAUCACGUUUAAAGGCAAAGAAUUAA